UCGGUUCUUCCUCGAUCUACCGGCCACCGGGUCAUGAGCACACACACCUGUUUGUGGGAGUAGGGAUGAGGGAAUGUGGCUGAUGAGCGAGAUGUGGAAUGCGGAACUGAAACAACCCUGAGAGCUACGGAUCGUCUGCGAAGGCCAAGUACAGAAAGCAUUGUACACUCGCAUCUUUAGGAUCUGGGGUGCGAAGGUAUACGGGAGCGCGCGAGUGCAUGGCCCAGAAGGUGGAACUCUUGCAUGAGAUGGGCACACACGCGGGAGAACGAAGGGUGCAUAGGCAGGGAGUGGUUCCAGCACUCCACACACGCUGGUGGGGACAAAGUGGCAGCGUGGCGGAAUCCCCCUUUGUGCACGUGCCGAUCGCCCCAAAGGCCCUCGUAAUCUUGUUGUAUCCUUGUGCGACUCACCAGCAACAAUCUGUGGUCUGCAAUCGCACAUGUGUUGAACUGCAUUCCACAUCUUUUGGCCUGCUGCUGCCUCCAAACCUCCCAGCACCCGCAGCGGCCGCAGCGGGGCAGCCGCCAUCACGCCGCCACAAAGGCACUCCCUGCACCACAGGCCGCAGAACGGCCCCGUGGCCGGUGGCGUGCACACACCACCGCGCCCGCCUCCGUGUGGGGCGGGCGCAUCACGCACCCCAUCCCAGGCGCUACGGCCAUCAAGAGCACCCACAGGCGCCGAUGGGCGCGCGAGCAGACACGAAUGCACACAUUUCAGCGCGUGGAACAAUGGACACGGAGCACACAACUUCCAACGCGGCAGGCGCCGCAGUCACGCUUCUCCCGCCAUCCCCCCGCCCCCAAACUUGCCGCACCGUCCGGGGCGGGCUCCGUUUGCGGCCUUUGUCAAGCUUCCACGUACAUGGAUUUGUGUCAAUCUCGAUCCAAGUCCACUGUUUGCUCCCUACGGUGAGACUCGAUUACACAUAUAAGCAGCUCUGGCAUCUGCUCUUUCGACCCACCAACAACGCCUCCUCCUCUCUACAACAGCCUCUCCAGCCUCACCCACCAACCCCACCAACCCAACCAACCCACCAACAAUGUCGGCCUUCACCACCGUUUUUGAGCAGCCCAAGAACUACGAGUCCUGGGACGACCAGAUGUGGUCCUCCUUCUGGUGCACCAUCGCCUAAGCGAUGCACCUGCAACCUCCCAUUGACAGUCACCCACUGACGGUCCCAUCGUGCCCUAUACAUUAGCUGCAACGAUGCAUAUUUUUAGUAUUUAAGCUGUGCAGCGCUCCUGCUUUGUCG
Cutaneotrichosporon oleaginosum is the source of this 1258-nucleotide messenger RNA. RefSeq lists its product as uncharacterized. NCBI's taxonomy places the organism in Eukaryota, Fungi, Basidiomycota, Tremellomycetes, Trichosporonales, Trichosporonaceae. The record is from RefSeq and is a predicted model, not a curated record.